AUGAAGCUAACACCCUUGCACUUCUUCCCGUUCUUUUCACUGGUCGUUUCCUCUCGUUUACGACAACGUGAUGGAAGCGGUGAAUAUUCGACUGUCACCGUUCCUGUGACCAUCGACAAUAAUUCGUACACAGUCAAUGUCGUUAUGUCAACGGGCGCCUCGGCGCAAAAUUUCCGGUUUGGGCUCACAACAAGCACUGGCUACGUUACCGUUGCGGGCACAAGUUGCCAGACGUGUAAUGGUGUUCAGCCGUAUAAUCGUUCGGAGUCAACGACUGCCACAGACCUUUCUGGUGGCCAGAAUGUCGCCAUAGUAGGUGGCGCUUCUGCAGAUGGGAACUUAAUCACCGAGAGUUGUGGUCUCAAAAAAACCGACGGACAGGAUUGGAGCUACGCUAACCAGACCAUUGUCGUAGCCAACCAAUCCAACUCGAUGUUCUCUCCCGGAAUCUCCGGAGACGGGAAUUUCAACGCCACGAUCUUCGGUGGUUACCUUUCAGGACAGCCUGCCGGCGAAAAUUUCACUUAUGGCAUGGCGUUGAGCCCUAAUACCGGUUCCUCGAGUAACGGAGGGUAUCUUCAUCUUAUCCAACCGGAGACAUCGUACUACCAAGGCAACGUCGCUUGGAAAACAAUGCAGACGUUCAAUACCAGCAGUCUGGAUACGGAUUUCUACAUUAACCUCGACAGCUGGACACUGACCACAGCGAAUGGCAAUGUUUCUCGUAGCGGCGAUCUCGAUGCUAGCGUGCUGUAUGCUAGUAUCAGUGGUGCUUCCGUCGUCGGCAACACCCCUUCCACCAAUAUCUACGGCAUUCCAUGCGACACGCAAAUGAAAAUGAUUCUUACCAUCAACAGCUUGGCGGAGUGGUCAUCUCCUUUAGCCACGGAAUAUCUCUUGGGUUCCAAUUUCCUUUCUUCAGUUUAUGUCAUCUUUUCAGUUGCGAACGCCACCACAGGUAAAGUCGGAUUCGCACAAAGAAAUUGGACCAACUCGAGCAGCGGCCUUUCCACGGGUGCGAUCGUUGGAAUUGCAGUCGGAUCAGCAGCAUUCGCAGUCCUGGUCUUAGUUGCAGGCAUAUUAAUCUACCGAGCUAUUCGUAAACGCCGAGCCCGCAGGGAUUCUUCCGAGUCUCCUGGCGGCUACAAAGAGCCCAUCUACUCUGGUGGAGUAACACCGGCCCCUCAACAGGAUUGGGUCGUCACGCCUUUCGCACCCGAAACGACUAGUACCGCCUCGCCGCCAGUGUCGUCGUAUGGGCAUGCCCUCCCCUCUGGAAACGUUUCGUCGGUGCACGGAGGUUAUUCCAGUAUCGAGCGAACCUUCCGACUCUGCGACGAACCGGAUGUCUUCUCCGCCGCCUUCUUAUCCCACUAAUCCCGCAAACACUGGCGGUAUUAUGAGUAUCACAGAGAGGUUGUCCCAGCCCCAAUACGGAUCUCCUGACGAGAAAAGGCCCAAAGAGAGUUAUCUCACCAUGAGUUCUGCCAAUCCGUAGUAAAUUGUAUCAGUAGCAUUUCUUUCCGCUUAAUUGGUUAGCGAUUACAUACUGUAGGUUAAAACGUUAUCAUACGCAAGUAGUUUAGUGGCUUUGUAAGAUUAUGCAUGUAUGUUCUUAUCUUAACGCAUCACAGAUAGAGCAAUCUGUCCAUCAUUUUCCUAGUACUCAUAGGAAUCACA
Desarmillaria tabescens is the source of this 1680-nucleotide messenger RNA. RefSeq lists its product as uncharacterized. Bases 1 to 1377 code for a protein of 458 amino acids. The transcript is spliced from 9 exons. Lineage: Eukaryota; Fungi; Basidiomycota; Agaricomycetes; Agaricales; Physalacriaceae. The record is from RefSeq and is a predicted model, not a curated record.